This is a messenger RNA of Ictalurus furcatus (blue catfish), 2844 nucleotides long. Its product is annotated as coiled-coil domain-containing protein 81. Lineage: Eukaryota; Metazoa; Chordata; Actinopteri; Siluriformes; Ictaluridae. The transcript is spliced from 14 exons. Bases 117 to 2291 code for a protein of 724 amino acids. The record is from RefSeq and is a predicted model, not a curated record. Gene Ontology annotation, cellular component: centrosome.
GAGCUCUGCUCGCCGAGAUUCCUGAGCACUGCAGCCAAGCUUGCGGGAGCAAUAUACUAAUUUAUUUUUAUAACAAAUUGUUAUGAUUUUAUCAUUUUAGAAGCAGUUUUAACGUCAUGACUGACGGCUUGCUGGCUGUGGUUUCGGAGGCAGAACGCAACCGUUUUCCAACCCUCUCUCAGCUGAGCGAGAACGAUGUGGAUAACAUUUGGGCAAAUGUGUCAGCUUUCAUCGAACGGAACAUGUCUAUGCAAAAGGGAGUGUGCAUUGCUGGCCUUGGAGUGUUCACCUUCUCCCAGCAGAAGUUGGAUGUAGGCAGCAAGUAUGUGCUUUAUCAGAGGCCAAUCUUCAUCUUAACUGAGAAACUUUGCCAGUCUCAUGGCCUUAAACAGACCAAACCUCUCGCUGCAGCAGGGGACAUUCCAGUGGUGCAGCUCAAUUUCACUGCCCUGAGCAUGGCCAGCCCAUUCGAGCGCGACGUGGUGGAGGGCUGUGUGAGGGAGAUGCUCCUCUUGCUAGUACGUGCUGUGGCUGCCCAGCGCACCGUCUUUCUUAUCUUCAGGGGCAUUGGCAUCCUCUCAUUCCGUCACAGCAACGUCAAGAUGAAGUUCUACCGCGACUUCAUCUCAAGCAUGGAUGGCUCAGGCACACUCCUCUGGGCUCUGACCAACAGACCUGGAACGAGCAUCUCUGUGGUCUCUGGGACACUCUCAAGCCUCCAGCGCCCUGGGAGCUGCAAUGCCAUCACGUUCCCCAAAAUCUCAUCAGGAAAGGCACUGAAAGAAGAGGAUGACGGUUCUGCCCCUGAGCUGUAUGAUAGACAAGAGGAGAUUCGAAAAGAGUCCAGGCUUUCAGCACAGCCUGAAUUCCGGCCAUUCACAGCCAAAGCAAAUGGAAACAUCUCAAGUGAUAAACAACAGACUGAGUUUCCAUUAGAAACGAUGGAAGGGUAUGUCAGCCUGAAUAUGUUAGUGUUAGUCAGUGUAAAGCAGGGGUGUCCAGUCUUAUACACGAAGGGCCGAUGUGGACAUGCUGAAGCCCCACAGCCACCAGAUGGCACUGCUGAUAAAGUAGGAGUGAAGCGAGAAGCUGCCUCCCCAAGUCCGGCAUGCCUCGACCACACCCGAGCUGGACAGGAGCUAUGCUACCUGUGUAUGCAGCGAGCCCAGCGUAAUGUACCACUGUAUUUGGCAGAGGAGAGACACAGACAGGACAAGGAAGAGGAGAAACUGCUGCUGCUCGCCGAGAAACACAGAGACGAGCAGUACUUGCAGAGAGAAGAAGUCAAGCAAGAGCAGAAACGGCAGGACAAUAAGAAGAUGGCAGCAUUUAAUCUCGGGGUCGCUGAAACACUGAAGGCAAAGAAGUCAGCAAGGUCAUCCCAGUUUGAGGUGUGUCUUAUCAAUGGCUCGUACAUCUUUGGUAGACGGCCUGUCACUCCUCCAAGGCUUCUGAAGCAGAGGUGCUACAUGCAGGAAUUGACAGAGCAGCUGACCCAGAGGAGACUGAACCGCACACAGAGAUGCCAAGACCAGGAGCUCACUGAGCGGCUAUGCCAAAUCCAGCUAGCUGAUGAGUUUACGAAACUGAAAGCUCAGGAACUUCUCCAGAAAAAGGAGAACAUGAAGAGGCUCCAAAAGGCCCUAGAUAUCCAAGUAAGGGAAUUAGUGUUAAAAAGCAAAAAGAGUGUUAUGUAUUAUUUAAGUGUAAAUAUGUCAAGGGAUUCCAGGAUCAGUGAAAUAAGUGUAAUGCAAGAGCUGUGUGUGUGUGUGUGUGUGUGUCUGUCUUUCCUCACUCAGCUGGAACACCGGAGUCCAGGCCUCCCUGCACGUCAGCCUGACUCGGACGGCCCUGUGUUUGGUGUGAGGGAUGGUGCUCCAGCCCUUCUGGCAGAACAAAAACAGAGAGCACAAAGAGUUUGUGAAGAGCAGCUAAAGGCAGCAUCGAGCAAGAGGAAGGAGGCACUGUGCAGCCGGCUGAGUGAGCAGAGAAAGGAAAGAGACAUGCUGCAGCGCAACCACCAGGAACUGAUAGCAGAUCGAAUCGCCCAUUAUGAGAGGCUGAGAAACCUGAGGACUGCACUAGAAAACACAUGGUCUCACAGCGCUGACCUGAAACACUGCCGAGACCUAGAGGAGAGAGCUUUCAUUAGGUCGGGUGGCAGGCUGCUGAUAGAUCAGUGUGAACAGUACCGCCGCUGUUUCCAGUGCAAGAGAAAACCCACCAACUGUGGUGAGAGCAACAUCUGGAAGGAUUCCCACUACAUCCCCGGCUCCCGUCUGAUGGUGUAGCCUCCUCUAACUCUACUCUAGAAUAAACUAAAAUGCUUGAAGUUCUGGCACACUUGAAUAUGGUUAUAUCUGUUUGGUAUUAGGUGUGGAUGCUGAAGCCUGUGCUCAGUGAUUUCUUCACAAAUGUCAUAAAAGAGAUAUAAAUGUCCUUCUUGCUACAUGUGUCAUUCUUUUAAUGGCCCAACAUAAAAAGUCACAAAAAAGUAAAAAAAUAAAAUUAAUUAAAAAAAAAAAAAAAAAUCUGUUGCAGAUUUUACUAACACAUUACUAUAAGAACCAGAAAUGAACAUUUAUUAAUAAAGAAUUAAUGCUUUUGUAAUGAUGGAUUAAUACAUGCACUAAUUCCGUGAGCAUCAGGAAAUAAUUAGGUAAUACGUUAUACCUCAUAUACCUCUGACUCAUUUAUGAAUAGCCAUUAAUAAUAGUAAAGGUUGAUGUUAAGUCACUGUCUUAAUUAAUAUCAUGGCCUGCAGUAUUAAUAAAGGUCAUUUACAUUAAUUACAGCCUUUUUGCACAUAAAAUCAGUAAAACACCCCAGAUCUGCACCUUUGCU